AUGACCUCAAGCAUGGCUCCGUCUCAGAUUUCGAGUCUUCUCACCAUGCCCGGAGGUACACGACCAACCCAUCGCCUGGCUGACACUCCGCUAACACGCACUCAAGAGAUCAGAAACCGCAUCUACGACCUCGCCAUCGCCGACGUACUCCAUAAAGCCACACAGCCCGGCCUCGCCCAUCCCCGCCGCAAGGCGCACACAAUCCGCGAAGCGCAGUUACUGACGCGCAACUGGCGCCUCUUCCGAAGAUUGUUCCUCGGCCUGACGCAAGCCUGCCGCCAGCUGCGCGAGGAGUUCCUACCUACCCACCAGUACCGCAUCCCCAUGACGGUCCAGCUGACCGAGCUGGAAGCCUACUUUGCCACGUUCGUGCACGACACGAACAUGGCAAACGUCAAACUGCAGCUCCACGAUGGCGUCCGCCCCACGGAGAUGCGCGCGCUGAUCCUGCGGUGUGCCACCUCGCCCCGCAUCCUCAUCGACUAUGCAUGUAGCCCGCGCUGUCCCAUGGCCGAGAUCCUGGCUUACCCAGAGAGCUACGUCGCGUUCUACGACUAUCUCGUGGAGCGCACCGAGCGCAUUGUCGCGGUCCCGGGGAGCUGCACGGUGGCCAGGCCCGACGGCUCGACGUUCAAGCGCACGUGGAUCGUCGGGCUGGACGUGUACGUCAAACAAGAAUUCGCGGAGGCGUGGAUGGAUGCGCCUCUUGUCGGAACCAACACUGCUGAGUUGGGGUACUGGCGGGACGGGCUCGGCUUGCCAGUCGGGGCUGAAGUGGUUCCCAUGGUGGAUUGA
Messenger RNA from Ascochyta rabiei, 795 nucleotides. RefSeq lists its product as uncharacterized. The record is from RefSeq and is a predicted model, not a curated record. The coding region runs from base 1 to 795 and encodes 264 amino acids. Lineage: Eukaryota; Fungi; Ascomycota; Dothideomycetes; Pleosporales; Didymellaceae. The transcript has a single exon.